Messenger RNA from Cantharellus anzutake, 669 nucleotides. RefSeq lists its product as uncharacterized. The coding region runs from base 1 to 669 and encodes 222 amino acids. The transcript has a single exon. Lineage: Eukaryota; Fungi; Basidiomycota; Agaricomycetes; Cantharellales; Hydnaceae. The record is from RefSeq and is a predicted model, not a curated record.
AUGGUUUCAUCCUCAUCACUAUCGGAGUCACUUACUGGUGAUUUGAACGUCAUUUGGGGAUCUGCUCCCACCUCUUCCCUGAAUAUGGGUGCUUGGGUGAUCUCAACUUUAUGGGUGAGUGGGUCGUAUGCUUUGUAUCCUGCCAUGUCUCUGGGAUAUCCCAAGAAUUUCAUAGGGUGGCCCCGCUCUCCAAGUUUCUGUGCCCCUAGGUCUUUUGGUCUAUGGACGAACAUGUCAGAGAACCAUACUCGCAUGUGGGAGAUGUUGGGCUUAUUUCCAUGGAACCAUUCGAAUGGUGUCAGUGAGUCUGGGCGGUGUCAUAUCCCGGAAUCCCGACCCCGCGUACUCCCACCACACCACACCUUCCUAACAACUUCACCAUCCCCUACACCAUGCCUCCCCACUCCCCAAGUCACCUUCCCUCCUGACUGUCUCAGCUCCGGUCUGGUUGCGGCACACCGAACCUUGGCCACUCCCAUCCCGGAAGCUCGGUCCCGAGUUGGAACAUUCGGAGACCCCGGAUUUGCUCUGAUAUCCCGACAGACCUCCGAUAUCCCGAGACAUGCCCUUAAACCAUUCCUCCACCCAUUUCAUUUAUUGGAGUCACCUAACAUCCUUCGGAUACGCAACUCCGUGUUACGGGAAUGGGUUCUGGGGAACCCAACCUGA